UCCCUGACAGUUUGACUGUGUUUUAGUUUUUCCUCUGCGUUUGUCUUAGUUUUCUGUCAGCGCUUUUAUUUUGUCUUCAUUUCCUGAUUGUCUCCCUGAGUGCUGCUUCCCCUCAGCUGUGGCUGAUUGGCACCUGGCCACACCUGGUGUCAAUCAGCCAGCUGCUAUUUAAACCUGCCUUCCCCUCCAGUCAGUGCUGGAUUAUUGUCAUUGUCGCUAAUACUUGUUGUCACUACUACCUGUCAUAAUACUUGUCGUUGUAGCUCUGUCUACUUUUGUUCACUCUGCUCUUGUCAUAGUUCCUUCGUGUCACAUGUUAAAUUAAAUCAUGUUUUCCCGCACAAUGCCUUCCGCCUUCUCUGCAUCUUGGGGUUCGUCACCAACAUGCUCUGACAGGGCUCCAGCACCCCCCGCGACCCACAAAAAAGAGAAAAAACAUGUGUGUUCUUGUCUCAAAGGGACAAGCAGUAGAAAAUGGAUGGAUGGAGGCUCCAGCUUACUCACUGCCUGGGACAACCUGGACGGAUGUAUAGACUUAAGACUUUUUAGGCACUCUACUGAUGGAAGUUUGGUAUGGAGGAUGAAUUUCCGCCAGCGGCUGGGAUGGCUCGGCAUGGCCUUCUACCUUCUUGUGAGCCUGCUUGCAGUCUAUCACGUCUUUGACGUUCAGCGAUUCAAGUUGGAGCAUGUGCGGAGUGCUUCGAUCGGACCCUCUUCUUUGCCCAUUCAAAGCAUUCAUGCUCGCCUGGCAGCACUUCCCAUGUGGAUCUGGGUGGCGGCCAUUUUGCUGCCCUACAUACAACUCUUUCUCUUCAUUUUCUCCUGCACCAGGACAAACCCUCGUGCCAUCGGCUACUGCGUCCUACCCAUCUGCCUAUCUCUGCUCUGCAAACCAUCCAAUCACAGCAGCUCGCCAUUGAUUGACACGUGACCCAAACAUCUGUAAGGACACGUCGUGAAACAUCUUUCUAUUUUUAGGACAUUUACAGCAAAAAUGUUUUUGAGGUGUAAAGGACCACACCUGGUCUUACCUGACAUGCUGGAAUCGAUUAGCGAACUUCAAUUGAUGAUCUUCUGUAUUUGAUAUUUGAUCACACAAUAAAAUGAGAAAAAAAAGACAUGUAAGGCAUUUAGACUCACCAUUCCAUUUUUUUUAUUUACAGGGUGAUUGUGGGACACAAAUGACAGUGAAAAAUUAGUGCAGAAGCUCUGAGCUAAAAAGUGCUUAGCGCUUCUCAGCUGCUACAUUUUGCAUCUUUUAGCAGAUGAUGGAAGGUCUGAGUUUUGCGGUUUCUCUGUCUCGCCAUCGUCUUCGCUAUCUUCAUCUUCUGCAGCAGAGGAAGAGGGUGUCAUGAUAUCUAACAGCGGCACAUUCAAGUCAAUACAGCAGUAGGAAUUAUUAAUCAUACAUUUAAUACGUUCAUAGAGAACAAAAAAACUAAAUCUGGUAUUAAACAUUGACAACCUUCUAGACAAAACACUCUUAAUAGUCAUGAUUACACUCUUAAAGGAGAGACUGGAUGCUGCCUGAGACCAGUGUUGGGACUUACUGUAACGCCGUUAGUUUUGGUGGUAACUAGUAAUCUAACGCGUUACUUUUUAUAUUCAGUAACUCAGUUACCGUUACUACAUGAUGCAUUACUGCGUUAUUUUACGUUAUUUUUUAUGUAGUAUCGGCUAGAAACAGAAAAUCAGUGUGUUUUAUUGGAGCGCUGCAGUGUCGUUCUUCUGAUUCUUCUUGUCACAAGCCGGAGAAGAGAGACGCACACUCUGUGUGUGUCUGGGUGUGGGUGUGGGGAGGGAGGGGCGUGUCUGAUCAUGGCGGAGCUGCGUCGAGUUUGUAAACAUGUAGAUAUUGUCACUACUUUUCUUUUGUCGAGCACAAAGAAAAUAACAUUUUAGUUAAAUGUAAGUUGUGUCUUGGAUCAAAGAUCCCAUCUACUGCCCAAAACAGCAAUUCAAAUCUGCUGAAACAGCUACUAAAGCAACAUGCUUCGACGAAGCUAGUAAAGAGAGACACAGACUCCGAUGCCACUUCCCCUCCACCACUUAAGGAUUAACUCUGCCUCUGCUCAUCAUUCAGCACUGAAGGUACACACUCUGUCAAUUCUCUUAUAUACUCUUUCAUUCUAGACCUCUAGAGUGUUUGAUUAUCACAUCACUCUAACUGUAUGGACUAUAAAGUUCACAAACAUAAAGAGGGAUCCUAGUGGGCCAGGCCAAUCUUUCCUUAUCUCUAAACUAAAACUGGGGAAAUGUGUAGAGUGUUCUGGGCUUCAGACAUGAUUUUGUUUCAGAAUUCCUUGAGAAAAAAACACCUGGUUAGGCUUUGUGUAUGUAGUGUGCCUUCCUUGGUUUACAGCUAUGUUGUUAUUAUGCUGUUUGUUACUUAUGUAUAUUAUGUUGCAGCUAUUUAAAAUAGUUUUGUCAAUUUGUUCUAGCCUGAAAUAAAUUGGCCCUUUGAAACAUA
Nerophis lumbriciformis (worm pipefish) is the source of this 2470-nucleotide messenger RNA. RefSeq names its product transmembrane protein 251 (gene lyset). NCBI's taxonomy places the organism in Eukaryota, Metazoa, Chordata, Actinopteri, Syngnathiformes, Syngnathidae. The record is from RefSeq and is a predicted model, not a curated record.